AUGGCCAGUCUGAGUAACUGGGAAGGAAGGGCCUUGGCCAGGGAGACUUUCUCAUCUCGCUGUGUCCUUCCUGCUGAUGGAGACUCGCUGAGCUUCACAGUCACCGCUGAUUUCUCAUUUGAGGACCUGAGAAAGGAGCUGUCAGGUCUGACAAAGAGUCUGGAGAAGAUCAGCCAGGAGGACAUCAUGGCAAGGACUCCAUCAGCUCAUGAAGCUCCAGUUUUCACCCUCCAGCCUCCUGAACCUCAGAGCAGAGACGACUUUUUAAAAUACUUCUGUCCCCUCACACUGGACAUCAACACGGCACACAGACGCCUCCAUCUGUAUGAAGGGGACAAGAAGGUGACAUUAAAGGGGAGACAAGCUGAAUAUCCUGAUAAUCCUGACAGAUUUGACUGCUGGGGUCAAGUUCUGUGUAGAGAGGCUCUGACUGGGUCUCGCUGUUACUGGGAGGUGGAGUGCAGUGGACGUCUCAUGAGGAUUGGAGUCGCAUAUAAAGGACUGAGCAGGAAAGGAGAGGACUGGGAGUGCAGCCUUGGAAACAAUGACAAGUCCUGGUGUUUGCUGUGUUCUCAUUCCCAGUACUCUGUGUGUCACAAUAACCAGCAGACUGUAAUCAGCGCCCCCUACCGCCCCAGAAUAGGUGUGUAUCUGGACUGGCCUGCUGGUUCUCUAUCAUUUUAUAGCGUCUCACACACAAUGACCCUCCUGCACAGGAUCAACACCUCCUUCACUGAGCCCCUCUAUCCAGGGUUUUUGCUUUAUAAUUACUCCUGCGUGACAAUCAGUCAUCUGACACCAUGUGACCACUGACCAGUACCCUACUCUGGUCACUUGUUGUCCCUACAAGCUCAGGUCCUCUUUGUGUUUGUAGUUUGGUGUCAAAAUUAAUUUUACACGGUAGGUGGGGGGCAGCUCCUCUGUGCCUGAAUUUGUGGAAACAGCUUUCAGGGUCUCCAUUAUUAUUGGGUCUGAGUAGCCAAUCAGGUGAGUGUGUCAUAGUGAGGGGCGGUGACACCUCAGACCUACAAAUGCCAGUCUGAGCAGCAGGGGUCACUGUUGAGUCACAGCCACAUGUUCUUCAGGCUGACACCCCAACAACUGAUGUGUUCUCUGAGUGUCACUGAAUGUCACCUGUUAGUCAGUCUAUAUAGCUCCUUUCAGUUGUGCUGCUCCAGCAGGAACACAUGCCUGUCUCAGUAUCCAGAGCCUCAUUCCAGUGACUAUUUAGGAGCACAGAGUGACAGAAGUGACUGGAGUUCUGCCCUCAGAACAGACAUUGUCUGCCCCUCUAUUAGUUACUCAGGUGGUCUGUCACCUCUGAAUGAACUCACUGUGAAUGGCUAAAGACGAGGACUCAUCACUCAGUCACAUGUCUGCCAUACUGAUGGAGUUUGGUGUUUUACUGAGUCACUUGGUGUCAUGUUAGACAUUAAACUGCACCUCCUCCUUGUUGUUCCCACUGUCACCCAACCUCAAGGAGACGAGGCAGCUGACUGACUUUACCUUCACUAUUGGUGUUCAAAGUGACAAUGAGAAGUGACACUUGGGGACACUUUUAUCUUUCCACUGACACACACAUUGUCAGGAUUAAUUUACAAUUUCCUCAGGACCCCUCAAGGAGGGGUGUGUCACCUGACAUCAGUCUGUGUGAAGAAGCCAAUGAAGGCCCAGGCUGACAGCCCCCCAACUGUGUAUUACAGUCCUCACCAGAAUAAGUGAGCCCCUACUAGUGUCUUCCAGCUGCCCAUACUUAUAUCUCCCUUCCCCUGGUCUUCAGGAGUCUUAGUCCCAUUGAUCCUUGAGAAAGGCAUCACAGAGAUCACUCUAGCCCAGGCUCUAUUGUGGAGUGCUCUCACCCAGGCCUGCCUGCCAGCAAAUUCCAGAGAGGAUCAAAAUCCGUUAACCUUACCACUGUCCUAAUCCUUCUGAUUGCCCGGUCUUUGUGCCCUGAUUGCCCGGUGAAUGCUCCAGAUACUGGAAGUAUGAUUAAAGAAAUUCUUGGACAAUGAAACAGUUGGUUUAUAGUGGUUGCUGACCUACUCCUGUUUUGAGUGACAGCUGUAUUCCUUUCUUUUCUGAGAUAUCCGUAAGGCAAUGGAAGGCAACCUUUUUCAAGUUGCGGUGCACUAAGUCCAAAAAUAUUCUUUUGCGACGCACCUGAGGGACUGUCCAUAAAUAAAGUCGUGACGACACAAUC
This is a messenger RNA of Polypterus senegalus (gray bichir), 2200 nucleotides long. Its product is annotated as tripartite motif-containing protein 16-like. The coding region runs from base 1 to 813 and encodes 270 amino acids. Lineage: Eukaryota; Metazoa; Chordata; Cladistia; Polypteriformes; Polypteridae. The record is from RefSeq and is a predicted model, not a curated record. The transcript is spliced from 4 exons. Gene Ontology annotation, molecular function: protein binding.